Plectropomus leopardus (leopard coralgrouper) is the source of this 1461-nucleotide messenger RNA. The record is from RefSeq and is a predicted model, not a curated record. NCBI's taxonomy places the organism in Eukaryota, Metazoa, Chordata, Actinopteri, Perciformes, Serranidae.
AUGGGUGUCGCCUCGCUCCCCGGGCUUGAAAUGGCAGAUGAGAUGUGGGAGAACGGCAGCUUUCCCAGCCCCUCACCCGGAUUCCCUCUGUUGCUGCUCAUGUUCAACGACAGCGAUCUGAACGAGACGUUCCAGAACUCCACCAACUCCACCAAGUCCCCCGUAACAGAUGUCCCCUCAGGUCCUAGUGUAGCAGGGGUCCUCAUACCGCUCAUAUACAUAGUUGUGUGUAUCAUUGGCCUGGGUGGAAACACUUUGGUGAUUCACAUUGUGCUGCACUACUCAAAGAUAGAGUCAGUGACAAACAUCUACAUCCUCAACUUAGCCAUCGCUGAUGAGCUCUUUAUGGUCGGUCUGCCUUUCCUGGCGGUUCAGAAUACCCUUCAGUCAUGGCCAUUUGGCUCCUUCAUGUGCCGUAUGGUGAUGACGGUCGACUCCAUCAACCAGUUCACCAGCGUCUUCUGUCUGACAGUGAUGAGCAUCGAUCGCUACCUGGCUGUUGUCCAUCCCAUUCGGUCUUCAAAGUGGAGGCGACCUCAGGUGGCCAAAAUGGUAAAUGGCACUGUCUGGGCUCUGUCGUUUCUUGUUGUUCUACCUGUGGUGAUCUUUUCCAACAGUGCAGCAGGUACCUGUAACAUUGCCUGGCCACAGCCCGCUAACAUCUGGCGGGCGGCUUUCAUCAUUUACACCUCCGUGGUUGGAUUCUUCUGCCCUCUACUUAUUAUCUUCCUCUGCUACUUGCUCAUUGUCUUCAAGAUUCGAAGCUCUGGCAAGAAAGUUCACGCCACCUCAACCAAACGCAGGAAGUCAGAGAGGAAAGUGACGCGCAUGGUUGUGAUUAUCGUUGCCAUGUUUUUCUUCUGCUGGCUUCCCUUCUACGCCCUUAAUAUCGUCAACCUGCUGGUGUUGCUGCCCUCUGAGUACCAGGGUCUUUACUAUUUUGUCGUAGUACUCGGCUAUGCCAACAGCUGCGCCAAUCCCAUUGUCUAUGGCUUCUUGUCAGACAAUUUCAAGAGGGGUUUCCGGAAAGCCCUCUGCCGCUCCACAAGGAAGGUGGAGAACCACGAGCCCAUGGAGCGCCAGCAGCAGCAGGAGGAGGGCAGGACGGCCCUCAUGCCCAGGGAGAGCCUGAGACGGGCAAUCAGGGAUGAAGAGGAUGAUGAUGAAGAAGACCUCUCAGAAAUGACUGAGAUCUACAGAAUUGCCCAAAAUGGCAACAGCACUUUCCAGCCGCAGAGCUCACAACCACUGUUGUCUGAGAAAGAAGCGACUGCAGGAGCGACUGAGCUGUCUUCCCCGGACAGGAAGGACAAAUCUGGGGACGUGAAGGGGAAAGAUCCAAUAAACGGGUCCACACUGACUGUCCCAUUACUUCUCAAUGGAACCAAAAAUGGGAGUGUUAAAACUCUGCCAGAGGAAAACUUGGAACAGAGCACCUCCCUGGAGAUAAGUUAUUUAUAA